GAUUUAUUGUCUUAUGGGUACAGUCAUCCUUCCGCCUCCUUCCCUCAGGCUGAUCCUCUAGAAAACCCACUCCCCAAACUGGCCUAUAUUUCCCAAAAUGAAUUUCGACCAGAUCCUCUCUGCCGUCGGAGGCUUCGGCAAAUAUCAGAAAAUUUUGUACAUAUGGAUUUGUUUACCCCAGAUCCUCCUCGCCUUCCACAUGAUGGUGAGCAUCUUUACCGGAGCCACGCCACCGCAUCACUGCCGAGACAAUUCGAGCUCAGUAGCCGAAAAUCGGUCCUUCUUCCCCGGUACACUCAGCCCGAACUUCAGCCUCUCGGACUCCUUCUGCUUCUCUUCCGAUGUUCUUCUGCAAGGCAACCGGACUGAGCGCGUCCCGUGUGGCCAAGGAUGGGUGUACAGCAACGAGACUUUCCAGAGCACCACAGUCACCGAGUGGGACCUGGUGUGCGACAAAGCUAGACUGAACAGUCUUAGUUCAUCUAUCUACAUGUUUGGCCUGUUGGUGGGAUCUAUGGUGUUUGGAGCCAUGGCUGACAGGUAUGGCCGACGUUUCGUCCUGCUGCUGUCCAUUGCUCUUCAGACUGUGUUUGGAGUCGCUGUGGCCUUUGCACCCAACUUCCCUGUCUAUGUGAUUCUUCGCUUUAUAGUUGGCUCCACAAUAUCUGGAGUUAUCAUCAAUGCUUUUGUACUUGGCACCGAGUGGACAUGCACCAAGCGACGCAUGCUGGCCGGUAUCAUCACGGACUAUGCUUUUGGCUUGGGCUACAUGCUGUUAGCAGGUGUAGCAUAUCUGAUACGAGACUGGAGAAAGUUACAACUGGCUAUAUCAGUGCCGGGCUUCCUGCUCAUCUUCUAUAUAUGGGUGCUCCCUCAGUCUGCCAGAUGGUUGUUGGCCAACGACAGGAGAGAGGAAGCCAUCGCACUCCUUCGCAAGGCAGCACUUGUUAAUGGCCGAGUUUUACCUCCUGCUGCUCAGGUAGAGAAGUGUGAGAUUUUAAGUGGAGGGAAGCGAAGUCACUCGGCAGUGGAUCUCGUACGAACACCUCAGAUGAGGAAGAGGGCUAUCAUCUUGUUCUACAUCUGGUUUGUGAAUGUGCUGGUGUACUACGGCCUCUCACUUGGUGUGUCCAGAUUAGGGACAAACCUCUAUCUCACCCAGUUUGUGUUUGGGUUGGUCGAGAUCCCAGCUCGAUCUCUGGUCCUGAUUGUGCUGCCCUGCAGCCGCCGACUCUCCCUGAGUGGCUUCCUGGCUGUUGGAGGCCUUGCCUGUCUGCUAAUGCUUGCUGUCCCUGCAGAUCAUCCUAAUGUCCUGACGGGUCUUGCCAUGGUGGGGAAGUUUGGUAUAACUGCUUCCUUUGCUGUAAUUUAUGUGUACACCGCUGAGAUAUUCCCCACUGUGCUACGACAAACAGGAAUUGGUGUGUCCAGUAUGUUUGCGAGGAUGGGUGGUGUGUUAGCACCCAUCAUCAACAUGCUUCAUAACCACAGCCCUGCUACACCUCUGGCCAUCUUUGGUACCUCCCCGCUGCUGGGUGCUGUCCUGGCCCUGGCACUGCCCGAAACUGCAGACAGACCUCUUCCUGACACAGUGGAGGACGCAGAGAACUGGGACGUGAGGUCACCUCCCAACAAGGAUAGUCCUGAGAUUUGUGAGGGUAUUAGCCAAUCAGCCAGCAGCACAGAGGAGCAGGAGCUACGACAUCUAGCAAGCCAGACCUAGCUGUAUCUACAUGGGUGCACACAUGCUAAUAUUCACACAUUACACAGCCUCAACUUCGGUUUCAGAUGCGGUACUUCAAACAUCCUCUAUGCAUUAAAAUGUCAGGAUCUAAUUAAGAGCUCUAUGCAAGAAAGCCAAACACAUUUCACCCGCCAAACUAGCAUGCACAUGUGCACAAAGCAGGCAUUCACUUUGGCCGCAGAGGCGAAUCAACAGCCUACUGUUUUACCAAAUGCAAGUAAACACCCAUAUAAGUCAGGAACAGUCCUGUGCUGCAAUCUUGUGCAUUCCUCAGAAGUUAACACUUUUAUUCUAAAGUUGAGAGCUGGUUUGAUAUAUUUUAGUAAUCUGGGGAGACACAUUAAAUAGUUCCCCGAAAGACUCUGUAGACACACAGAUUGCAUAUUUGUAUGUAUUGACACACCUACAGGCAUCAGCUCAACUCAAACUUCUGAAUCUGUUCUGAAGAAUCAGACUGGGCAAGAAGACUUAAGCAGACUGCCACUUCCUCUGUAAUGCAGUACACAUAGUCCCAUUGAGCAGCUAUUUUUAGGACUUUGUAUUUUUCAGGACUCAAGGAUUUAUUACAUUUUGUGCAUUUCAUGAAAGCACUUAUAUAAUAUUUUUGUAUAAAGGUGUCUGUGGACUGUUUGUGGAAUAUCUUUGUUGUACAGUAUCUUGAUGCUGUAUGGAACAAGCAACUGCCUCAUUUUCUAUUUUAUGCUGUCAAGCCAAGAGAAAUGAAACUAGUCAAGUAAGAUUGCAUGCACUAUAGUUACCUUCAUUAUGCCUAAUGUAGCCUUUUGUUAGACUAUUGUAGUUAAUUUGUAGCUUUGAAUGAAACCUGAGAUGUGACUGCGAUCAGCAUGUGGAGAUAUUUGAUUUUUAUCAUUUUUUGUGGAGGUUAGUUUUCAUUUUAUUAUACUCUGAUGUAAAAUUACUUGUCAUGAUGACUUGGAUCUGUGAAAUAUCUUGUGAUUUUUAAACAUGUUUAAGGGCUGUUAUAGUGUAUGUGAAAUAGUCAUACAGAAAAAAAACCCCAGCAUGGAUCAGAAGCACAGGUCAUGUAGUAUGCUAUAUAACUCAGGAAAAGGGAUUUUAUUCAUCAAGAACUAUUAUUCCUAUGGCAGACAUUUGGGGUUAGUAUUAUUUGUGAAGUAUAGAAGUGUGUGGAGGGGAAGAGCUGUUAUUCCACUGCAUGAAUUUAGAAAGCAUGCCUUUCUGCUGUUUGAUUAACCAGAGAUGUCACUCGAGCCACUGAAUGGAAAAUUAUCCAGUUUUUUAUUGCAUUGAUUCCAACCCAGUGCAUUUCCAACAAUGCAACAAAUUUCAAAAAACACAUUACAAUCAACAAAUGGAAAUGUAUCACCAAAUGUACUUAGUACAAAUGAAAUGAA
Molecule: messenger RNA, 3120 nt
Organism: Toxotes jaculatrix (banded archerfish)
Lineage: Eukaryota; Metazoa; Chordata; Actinopteri; Toxotidae
Product: solute carrier family 22 member 6-B
Exons: 10
Coding region: 98-1723 (541 amino acids)
Biological process (GO): transmembrane transport
Cellular component (GO): membrane
Molecular function (GO): transmembrane transporter activity
Source: RefSeq, a predicted model, not a curated record